GUGUGCUAUCUGCGUGUCGGUGCACUGAGAGCAGACAGAAGGGUUUCGUCUCUCUGUGUCCGUGGGAGCAGCGAUCCCGUGGGAUUUUGCAGACUUCCCUGCUGGCUAGUCCGAAGAGCCCGUGUGCACAGAGUUCUGACCAUGGGCAGCGCGUCGACCAACAUGCGUCUGAAACUGCCCCUACUCUGCCUGCUGCAAGAAAUCCUGCUCAUCAUCCUCUUCGCUGUGUUUGUCCGUUACGAUGGUGACACCGACCCCAGGGAGUGGUUCAGACGGAAGACACAGGACAACAUCACCGACAGCGACAAUGCUUUCUACUUUAGGUAUCCCAGUUUCCAGGAUGUCCACGUGAUGAUCUUUGUGGGAUUUGGCUUCCUGAUGACCUUCCUGAAGAAGUAUGGUUUCGGCAGUGUGGGCUUCAACUUCCUGCUGGCCUCGUUCUCUCUGCAGUGGGCAACGCUGGUCCAGGGCUGGCUACAUAACAUGGGCAAGGAUGGCAAGAUCCACGUUGGCAUAGAGAGCAUGAUCAAUGCCGACUUCUGCACCGGCUCUGUCCUGAUCUCGUUCGGAGCUCUGCUGGGGAAGACCAGCCCUGCCCAGUUACUGAUCAUGACCAUGUUCGAGUCUGCCCUGUUCUCCAUCAAUGAGUACAUCCUGCUUUCAGUGUUACAGAUUAAAGAUGCCGGGGGCUCGAUGACCAUCCACACCUUUGGGGCGUACUUUGGGCUGACCGUCGCCCGGGUGCUGUACCGGCCUCAGCUGGACAAGAGCCGAGAGCGGGAGGGUUCUGUCUACCACUCGGACAUCUUCGCCAUGAUCGGAACCCUUUACCUUUGGAUGUUCUGGCCCAGUUUCAACUCAGCUGUGACCAAUCUUGGCAGUGCCCAGCAUCGAACCGCUCUCAACACCUACUACUCCCUGGCCGCCUGCACCCUUGCCACCUUCGCCAUUUCCAGUCUGGUUAACAAGGAGGGCAAGUUGGACAUGGUGCACAUCCAGAACGCGGCGCUGGCCGGUGGCGUGGCCUUGGGUACGGCCGGGGAAAUGGCCAUCAUGCCUUACGGCGCGAUGAUCGUGGGCUUCAUCGCUGGGAUCAUCUCGACGCUGGGCUUCAAGUUUCUGACGCCGAUACUGGAUUCCAAGCUGAAAGUGCAGGACACGUGUGGCGUGCACAACCUGCACGGGAUGCCGGGGAUUCUGGGAGCCGCCGUGGGAGCCAUUAUGGCUUCAUUGGCAUCAAAGGAGACCUAUGGAGAUGGACUGCAGGAUGUGUUCCCCUUGCUGGAGGAUCAGAGAUCAGCAAACCAGCAAGGUGUCUUCCAGAUCCUCGGCUUGGCUGUUACCCUGGGCUUCGGUUUGAUCGGAGGCCUCAUCGUAGGAUUCCUCAUGAAGCUGCCAGUGUGGGGAGAGCCAGCUGAUACUCAGUGUUUCACAGACCAACCCUACUGGGAGGUCCCGGAGGAUGACUGGGGCCACGGUGAGUUAGUCCCUGUGAAGAUCGAAGAGACGGAAAAGAACACAUGAAGGGGUUACGUCCCUGGGGAGGGAAGGACAGAGGAAGGGAACUGCCACUUGUGUUGGGGGGGGACAAUCAGAAAGAGUCUACCUGCGACAGUUCCCAUGGUUAAAAAAAUAGACAGUAACAUUUUAAUGUUCUUCCAAGAAAACCGUUUUUUUUAAAUACUCAAGGUGUAUUUACUCUGAGAUCCUGCUGUGGUCUACAUGUAUUACAGUAAUGUUUUACGUUAAUAAAUCCAAGUGAUUUAGUGUUCUAUA
Molecule: messenger RNA, 1776 nt
Organism: Hemiscyllium ocellatum (epaulette shark)
Lineage: Eukaryota; Metazoa; Chordata; Chondrichthyes; Orectolobiformes; Hemiscylliidae
Gene: rhbg
Product: Rh family B glycoprotein
Exons: 10
Coding region: 142-1524 (460 amino acids)
Biological process (GO): ammonium transmembrane transport; ammonium homeostasis
Cellular component (GO): plasma membrane
Molecular function (GO): ammonium channel activity
Source: RefSeq, a predicted model, not a curated record